AUGAAGGAACUGGAACAAAUGUGCGCACAGGUUAUUCCAUUGGCCGACUACUACAUUAUUGCUGGAGUGAUUUAUCAGGCACCUGACUUAGGGUCUGUCAUUAACUCCAGAGUUCUUACUGCAGCACAUGGAAUUCAGUCUGCAUUUGAAGAAGCUAUGUCCUACUGUCGCUAUCACCCAUCCAAGGGCUACUGGUGGCAUUUCAAAGAUCAAGAAGAACGAGAGAAAGCUAAACCAAAAACCAAGAAGAAAGAAGAACCAAGUUCUAUUUUCCAAAGGCAACGGGUAGAUGCUUUGCUUUUAGACCUGAGACAAAAGUUUCCACCCAGAUUUGUUCAGCAAAAGCCUGGAGAAAAGCCUAUCCCAGUGGAUCAAAUCAAGAAGGAACCAGAACCAGCCCCUGAAACUGUCAAGACAGAGGAAAAAGAAACUGUAAAGAAUGCUCAGCAGAGUGCUGGCACUAAAGGACCACCUGAAAAACGGAUGAGACUCCAGUGAAGGGAAAAGUUGUUACACAUCUUGAUUAGUCAGUACCUGGAAAACAGGAGAAUCUUGCUCCCCCUUAUAUUUAAGCUCUUCCACUGACAAUUCGGUGGAAGAAGGAACUGAAGUCCCUGUAACAGCUUUUUCUGUAGAAACCUGUCAUGCUAAUGUUAAUAUCAGAAUGUGAUCUGCCUCAAAGAAGGUGUUUUCAGUCUUCAUCUUGUUUUGAAUGCUGGCUUCUGGGAAUGGUUUUCACAUGGACAUAUUUUGCAGCCUCCUGAAAUCUUUACAAACUCUUGCAUCCCUUGUGUCUUGGCUUCCUAUGUAAAAAUAAAAACUUUUAUAUAAAAAACCCCACUGAAUUCUUGGCAAAUAACUCCUGGCUGCUGGAA
This is a messenger RNA of Antrostomus carolinensis (chuck-will's-widow), 875 nucleotides long. It is a transcript of the gene MED6, whose product is annotated as mediator complex subunit 6. The coding region runs from base 1 to 498 and encodes 165 amino acids. Gene Ontology annotation, molecular function: transcription coregulator activity. Lineage: Eukaryota; Metazoa; Chordata; Aves; Caprimulgiformes; Caprimulgidae. Gene Ontology annotation, cellular component: mediator complex. The record is from RefSeq and is a predicted model, not a curated record. Gene Ontology annotation, biological process: regulation of transcription by RNA polymerase II. The transcript has 6 exons.